AAAUUCCACCUCCCACAGACCAGAAUUCACAACCAUUGGUCAGGGGCACAUACUACUGGCUCGGCGUCCUCAGUCACUUCGUGCCAUUUCACCAAGUAGGAGCCAAAGGAAAGCUUGAAAAAUGAAAACGUUAGCAAGACUCAUUCUGGGACUUGUCAUCUUUGAUGCUGCUGUGACUGCUCCCACUCUGGACCCCAUCAACUAUGACUCAGAAACUUACGACGCCACUUUGGACGACCUGGAUAAUUUAUACAACUAUGAAAACAUACCUAUUGGUCAAGCUGAGAUUGAAAUAGCCACAGUGAUGCCUUCUGGGAACAGAGAGCUUCUCACCCCACCCCCACAGCCAGAGGAGGCUGAAGAAGAGGAGGAGGAGUCCACCCCUAGACUUAUCGAUGGCUCUUCCCCACAGGAGCCUGAGUUCACUGGGGUUCUGGGCCCACACACCAAUGAAGACUUUCCAACCUGCCUUCUGUGCACAUGUAUAAGUACCACCGUAUACUGUGAUGACCAUGAACUUGAUGCUAUUCCACCGCUGCCCAAGAACACCGCUUAUUUCUAUUCUCGCUUCAACAGAAUUAAAAAGAUCAACAAAAACGAUUUUGCAAGCCUAAAUGACUUAAAAAGAAUUGAUCUGACAUCAAAUCUAAUAUCUGAGAUUGAUGAGGAUGCAUUCAGAAAGCUACCUCAACUCCGAGAGCUUGUCCUGCGUGACAACAAAAUAAGGCAGCUCCCAGAAUUGCCAAACACUUUGACAUUUAUUGAUAUUAGCAACAAUAGGCUGGGGAGGAAAGGAAUAAAGCAAGAAGCGUUUAAAGAUAUGUAUGAUCUCCAUCAUCUCUACCUCACCGAUAACAAUUUGGACCACAUCCCUCUGCCACUCCCAGAAAACCUACGGGCCCUUCACCUCCAGAAUAACAACAUUUUGGAGAUGCAUGAAGAUACUUUCUGCAACGUUAAAAAUUUGACUUAUAUCCGUAAGGCGCUAGAGGAUAUUCGAUUGGAUGGAAACCCUAUCAAUCUCAGCAAAACUCCUCAAGCAUACAUGUGCCUACCUCGUUUGCCUAUUGGGAGUCUUGUCUAAUUGCGGAUAAUGGUUAGCAUUAUGAUGCCUGCUAUAACGAAACAAUUCUUACUGCUCUCUUCGGAAACAAAAGCUCAGCAUACUUUCAAAUAGUGUUCUGAAAAAUGAUAUAAUUUCACAAAAUACAACUAAAAGUUUUAAGAUAUGAUGACAGUUUAUCAAUUUAAGCAAACACCAGAUAAGUCAAGGAUAAAAACAAAUGAUGUACAGAAAGAGUGAAACCAAAUGAUAAAAAAAAUAUGUAUCUAUUUCGCAGAUAUUCUUGAAAAUCACAUGUAACUUGCAGGCUUUAAGGAUUUCUGUCCCAUAUAGUUUCAAGUUAAGUACAUAAUAAAGAAAAAAUUUUAAAUGAGCA
Molecule: messenger RNA, 1439 nt
Organism: Felis catus (domestic cat)
Lineage: Eukaryota; Metazoa; Chordata; Mammalia; Carnivora; Felidae
Gene: EPYC
Product: epiphycan
Exons: 7
Coding region: 122-1084 (320 amino acids)
Molecular function (GO): protein binding
Source: RefSeq, a predicted model, not a curated record